Messenger RNA from Plasmopara halstedii, 276 nucleotides. RefSeq lists its product as uncharacterized. Bases 1 to 276 code for a protein of 91 amino acids. NCBI's taxonomy places the organism in Eukaryota, Oomycota, Peronosporomycetes, Peronosporales, Peronosporaceae. The transcript is spliced from 3 exons. The record is from RefSeq and is a predicted model, not a curated record.
AUGGAACUCUGCAGUGCAGAGCAGAGCAGCUCUGCGGUCCCCGCAGAUGUAGAUGGUUGGGAUCCAACCCUGGGAAAAUGGGCGAACUAUCAAGAAGAAAUUUUAAGUCUCAGCACGAGCAGGGAGGUGGAAGUGGGUAAUUUUCCCAAGGUUGUUGGACAAUUAAACACAAAACAUCUGGAGUUUGACUCGAAAUUUGCUAGUUAUUCUUGUUUAUCUCUACGCUCUGAGCGUUAUGUCCCCGCGGAAGAUUUUGAUGAUAGUAGACCCUCGUGA